Messenger RNA from Lindgomyces ingoldianus, 984 nucleotides. Its product is annotated as alkaline ceramidase-like protein. Gene Ontology annotation, biological process: ceramide biosynthetic process; ceramide catabolic process. Lineage: Eukaryota; Fungi; Ascomycota; Dothideomycetes; Pleosporales; Lindgomycetaceae. The record is from RefSeq and is a predicted model, not a curated record. The transcript is spliced from 4 exons. Gene Ontology annotation, cellular component: endoplasmic reticulum membrane. The coding region runs from base 1 to 984 and encodes 327 amino acids.
AUGGCUUCCAGGAUAUUCUCUUGGCUUCCCUCUAUUCCAUACCCACCCUCUCAGGACGGCCGGUGGUCACCUGUGACCUCUACCUUAAACUGGUGUGAAGAAGACUACUAUGCAACCAUUUACGCCGCCGAGAUUGUAAAUACCUUGACCAAUCUCCUGUUCAUGUACCUCGCCGUUAAAGGCAUCGACAAUUGCCUGACAAACGGACACGACCGCAUAUUCUUGGUUACCUUUGCCGGAUAUUUAAUUGUCGGCACUGGAAGUUUUCUAUUUCAUGCCACCCUGAAAUACCCCAUGCAGCUUGUCGACGAACUGUCUAUGAUUUAUACUACAUGCCUUAUGUGUUAUGCUACUUUUUCUUAUCGCAAGUCUAGACGAUUCGCGACGGGCCUGGCCGUAUUCCUGGUUUGCAUGGCCCUGUUCAUCACACUGUAUUACCACUACCUACAAGACCCGACGUUCCACCAAAACGCGUACGGUCUUCUCACAGCAAUCGUGCUAUUCCGGAGUGUGUGGAUAAUGGAGAUCAAUAUUCGCCCCAAAUUCCGUUCGCAAGAAAGGGAAGCAGCAAACCCCCGACCGAACAGAGGACCUCAGGCUGCGCAGGACCAGGAAGAUCUAAGAGACGAGGAGAUUCUGCGCCAGAUGUGGACCAUGAUUGCGUGGGGGUUGAGUAUUUUCAUGGGAGGGUUUGCCAUUUGGCAGCUGGAUAAUGUGUUCUGUCCAACGCUGAUAAGAUGGCGGAGACAAAUCGGGUUGCCAUGGGGUAUAGUCCUUGAGGGACAUGGCUGGUGGCAUCUGAUGACUGGGGUAGGGGCAUAUUUCUAUAUUGUGUGGGGAAUCUGGCUCCGGCAUUGUUUGAAUUACAGGCAAGAUGACUACGAGCUGGUAUGGCCACGGUUGACUUCGAUGCCGGUUGUCGUCAAGCACCGAACACGGCAUGCCAACGGGUACCACAACGGCUCAGCGAAGAAACUGGAAUAG